Oreochromis aureus is the source of this 4637-nucleotide messenger RNA. It is a transcript of the gene txlna, whose product is annotated as taxilin alpha. Gene Ontology annotation, molecular function: syntaxin binding. The transcript is spliced from 11 exons. The record is from RefSeq and is a predicted model, not a curated record. NCBI's taxonomy places the organism in Eukaryota, Metazoa, Chordata, Actinopteri, Cichliformes, Cichlidae. The coding region runs from base 120 to 1745 and encodes 541 amino acids.
CAAAGAAGAAGAAGAACCCAAAGUUAUUACCGGAAGUGAGGUUUUUUUCUGUCUCACGCUGUUAAGGAAACCUACAGACACAUUAGCAAUUUCCUCCUUGACUCUAAAGGUAACAAGAGAUGAAAAAACAAGAUACCGAAGAGUCCACCACUCAGGCUGCUGAGAAUGCUCCACCCACAGCUGCAGCAGCAGGGACAGAGUCACCUGCAGCUGCAAAGGACAGCUUGGAAAGCAACAGCCCCAAAGAGUCUGAACCACAGACACCACAGACGGAUACACCGCCACAGGGCGAGGAGGGGGCAGGGGGAGAGGCUCCGUUGUCUCAGUGUGACAUGGCAGAGGAGCUGAGCCGGCAGCUGGAGGACAUCCUUAGCACCUACUGUCGGGAAAGCAUUUCAGACGACGCCAGCGCCUUAGCUAACGGCCAGUCACACAGCCCAGAGCUCAAUGGCCUGACCAAUGAGAGGGAAGAUGACAAGCCAGAGGAAAGCAAAGUCAAUGGUGGUGACAGCGGUGUGGGAAAGCAGCAGAAGAAAACUCAGGAGAAGAAAAAAGUGAAGGGUCUAGGGAAGGAGAUCACACUUCUCAUGCAGACUCUAAACACACUGAGCACCCCCGAGGAGAAGCUCGCAGGCCUCUGUAAGAAGUAUGCUGAACUGUUGGAAGAGCACCGAAACACCCAGAAGCAGAUGAGGGCGCUGCAGAAGAAGCAGAACCAGCUGGUCCAGGAGAAAGACAACCUGAGGAACGAACACAGCAAGGCCAUCCUUGCUCGCAGCAAGCUGGAGAGUCUUUGCAGGGAGCUGCAGAGACACAACCGGACACUCAAGGAGGAAGGAAUGCAAAGAACCCGGCUGGAGGAGGAGAAAAGGAAGGAGGUGACUUCUCAUUUCCAGGUAACGCUGAACGACAUCCAGGCUCAGAUGCAGCAGCACGACGAGAGGAACGCCAGCCUCCGACAGGAGAACGCAGAACUCGCCGAGAAGCUGAAGAAACUGUAUGAACAGUACAAACUCCGCGAAGAACACAUAGAGAAGGUGGUGAAGCACAAAGACCUGCAGCAGCAGCUGGUGGAUGCAAAACUGCACCAGGCCCAGGAGCUGCUCAAGGAGUCUGAGGACCGCCACGAAAGAGAGAAAGACUUUCUGUUAAAAGAAGCAGUAGAAUCUCAGAGGAUGUGUGAGCUCAUGAAGCAGCAGGAAGUUCACCUCAAGCAGCAGUUAUCACUGUACACGGAGAAGUUUGAAGAGUUUCAGACCACCUUGUCCAAGAGCAAUGAGGUCUUCACCACUUUCAAGCAGGAGAUGGAGAAGAUGACUAAAAAGAUCAAAAAGCUCGAGAAGGAGACGGCCAUGUAUCGCUCCAGGUGGGAGAGCAGCAACAAGGCCUUGCUGGAGAUGGCGGAGGAGAAAGCCGUUCGGGAUCGCGAGUUUGAGGCACUUCAGGGAAAAGUCCAGCGGCUGGAGAAGCUCCGGCGGGCGCUCAAAGUCGAACGGAAUGAGCUGAACAAGAAGGUCCAGAGCCUCAGCGGCGGCACAGAGGGAGCCCCCACCUCCAACCCAGGGACUGACUCCCCCUCUCCACCACCUACAGACUCUCUGCUGGAGCCUGGCACCUGCCCUGCCCCUGACACCACCACCGCCUCCACCUCUUCUUGCUCCCACUCCUGCCACUGUGAGCCACAGCUGGACACAGACACCCUGCUGGAAGAGGCAAACACUCAGCCUGUCCAGGCACAGGAAUGAAGCAGCACUGCUCACACGUUCUUCAAACCACCCACAGAUAAGCCACCAGCCUGCAAGCCACUACUCCUCUGCUGGAUGGAGCCCGUGUUAAACACUGGGACGGAAGCAAACUGCAAAGUCACACCUUUAUGCACGAGGCCAGAAUACCAGAUCAACGUUUGACAGAAGGGUUUAGUUGUAAUCUCCCAGAAUCUUCUGCAAAAGUCUGCUGGUGUAAUUACAUGCACACUAUCACACAGUUACUGUGAAUGUAUAAUGCAAUGUUCUGCAAUAAUUUGGUUUUCAUGGUUUUUAUUAGCAUCUAUCCAGCGUGAUCAUCUACAGGAAGCAACUAAUCAGCCACGCAAGUUAAUACUAUUACAAUACUUUCAGAAAUCACUAUAGUCAAAGGAUAGUGAUCAUAUUUACAAGUUAUUAUCUACAUAUUAAUGUCAACAUGUGUAAAAAUGAUCAAUGAACAGAAACCCAGGAUGACAUAAAGGACCACCAUAACAACAUAAAACCAUGCCGUGUAGUCAUAUUAACACAUCUAAAUUUGUAUAUACAAAUUAUCAAAGCUUUUUUAGCAAAUUAAAAGUAUAUAUAAAGCUCGUAUGAAUAAAUUUACAUUAACUACAUCACUUUGUUCAUUCUAUUUCCUAAGAUCCAGAGCCAGUUUUUAUAAUUCUGACUCUUCAUUUCUAACUCUCGAGUUUGUUCCCCUUAUUUUGAAGUUUGCCAUAUUCUUCCUUUCUGUUUCUGAACUCACACAUGUACUCCUGUACUCGGUACUCAGUAAGUUUAUUUCCUGCUUUAAAUCACACCAUGAGAGUUCCAGAAACAUCUCUAUCCAUAUUUAACAUAUUGAUUAUAAUAGCAUCUUUGAAAUAACCUUCAGAGCCUUAAUAUUGCCCUUAGACUGUAUGCAAACAGUGGCCACCCUUUGGUUUCUAAGUCACAUUUAAAAGCCUCAAAUAUAGUGUUUUGGCCGUGACUGUGUUGGAUUUUCAAAGUCAGAAGUGACCUUUCAUCUUUGUACAAGAAGGUGGAAAUAUUAAAUUAACAGCUAAUAUUAAUUAGCUUGGUUAGCAAGAUGCAUUCAUAAAUUGUAGGGGUGCGAAGCAAAGGCACACAUGCCUGCAACAGAUUAAAAUAGUAGAAUUUCAAACUAGAUUACAAACUAAUUUCAUUUAAUAAAAUCCUCCAGAAGGUCCCAGCAGCACAGACAUGGUGGAGCUGUCCAGCUCAGUGACUUGAAUUAGCUGACCUAGCAAACGGCGAUUAACUACAGCUCCCUGUGUCGGUCAGAGCAGGCGUUGAUUCACAUGGAUAACAGGUUGUCAUGGUGGUGUUAUGAAGGGAUUUGUUGUCCCGGGCUGGAAACGUGUUUAUUCAAGUUUAAGGAGGAAUUGCAGUUUCUGGCACUUUGUGUGUUCACAUUUUUCAGGCCCAGAGGUUUUUGUCGCAUCAUCUUCAGAUCUCAUCAUGUUUUUUUUGACAGUUAAUAAAUAGUAUUUUAUUAGCUGAAAACCCCCAAAUAUAUGUCCGUAUUAACCUCAUUACUAGUGUGCAUGUAAUUCCACCGACCGCCUCUGUUUUGUGCUGUUUUGCUACACCUCCGGUCCAGUCGGCCCGGCAACAACAGCAACACUGCUGUGUGCGAUGAAGCCAACCUGCUUUUUGGUGUCAAGAGUCAGAGGCUGAAUGGUGUGUGUGUCCAGUUAGUCUGCUUCAGUUUGCACGCUGAUUGUCAGUGUUUAUCCUAAAACCCACUUUAUGUGUUUCUUUCAAGUGAAGUCUUAACAGCAGCAUCAGGCACAAUAUUUUUAGCAGGUUCCAGUCAUAAAAGAAGAAAAUCAAUCAUUUUCUUGAAUUUUUCGGUCCUGAAAUUUGAGUCCCACUUAUUAAAGCGUCAUACUGAUCUUUAAAAUGGCAAUUUUAUGGCAGUUAAGCAUGUUAUCUUUGAAAAUUAAGGCAGCACAUCACUGAUGUGACAUCAGAUUAAUAUCAGCCACUGAUCGACGAAUCAUUUUACUUGUCAAUAUUCCGAUAUCGUUGCAUUCCUGAACUUUUGGUCCGUCUGCAUUGUUGGAAGAUGAAUCUCUGUCAUUGAAAUGUGGAAAUCUGGCAGAGCACGCUGUACUCGCCAUUAGUUUAGAGCAUUUCUAAAGAGUUUUAGUUUUAUGUCUUCAGUUGCUUUUUGCUAAUUUUGUUCGGGUUUGUCACUCUGCAGUAAUGACCUCUUUAAACUCCAUGGUUGUCUGGUGUGUGUAUGGUGAGUGUGUGUGAUAGAAGUACUUUGUAAUCCAGUUUUUCCAGUUGAAUGUUCAAAGACCUCUAUGCAACGCUCGUGUCUUGGUUUUAUUCUAUGGCAGUCUGAUCUGACAAGCACUCAGCUGAGAAUGUAUUUGCAUUAUAUCCACUGUCCUGCAUGGAUGUGCUGUACCACACAUGACAUCUCACAGAGGAACACACACACACAUAUAUAUUUGUUUUUCCUUUUGGCCCACACUUGAGCUACACCGGAUUGUUUCGACGUUGAGCGUGAUGUUGUGAAUCUCUUGAAAGAUGCACCGACUGAGCCGAUGUGAAUACAGAUGGAAAAGUUAGACCACCUCUUAAUGGACCAUUGAACACGUGUCUUCUGACAUUCUUGUGUACUACGUAAUAUGUAGCACUGGGAACAGAGUGACGACUCAUUUUCAUCUGAUAUCGCAAUGACAAACCUAAUCUCUUCCAUUGUCCCGUAGGACAGAUUCAUUCCUGUCCCACAGUGGACUGGGAGGUUCAUUAACCAUGAGAAGGAACCAAAGAUGUUUCUGUUUUUGUUGGGUUUUUUGGUCUUUUGCAGUACUUUUCUCUGGCUCUGUAUAUUUUGUUUCUUGUUAAAUAAAAGAACUGACUUAGCUUUGA